AUGAUUAGAUAUCAUAUUGCAAUUCUUUCAAUAUUAGUAUAUACUAAGAAAAUUGUAACCGUUAAAGUCCGUUGCGUUAUUUACUCAGGAAAGAAAAUAAUUUUUUCGUUUAGGACAAAAAUUAUCGGUUUGGCGGAACAAAACCAAAUUAUGAUGGAAUAUACUACGCUGAAUAAUGAUUUUAAACAAAGAUUGAAGAAUGAAAACCGCUAUCAGGAUAAGAAAGAAGUUGGAGACAAAAAGCCGAAUUUCGAAUCAUCAACAUCCAGGAGCUGGAGUGCAGAAGAAUUAGAAAAUGACCAAGAUAAAUGGCAAGAUUGGAUAAAAAAAGCGCAAGAGAAAGGAUUAGUCUCACCGAGCAAGCCUACGAAUAAUAAUGACAGGAAAGAGAAGAAAAAGAAAAAGUGA
Molecule: messenger RNA, 408 nt
Organism: Rhizophagus irregularis DAOM 181602=DAOM 197198
Lineage: Eukaryota; Fungi; Glomeromycota; Glomeromycetes; Glomerales; Glomeraceae
Source: RefSeq, a predicted model, not a curated record